This is a messenger RNA of Talaromyces atroroseus, 2448 nucleotides long. RefSeq lists its product as hypothetical. Gene Ontology annotation, cellular component: MutLalpha complex. Gene Ontology annotation, molecular function: ATP-dependent DNA damage sensor activity; ATP hydrolysis activity. The coding region runs from base 1 to 2448 and encodes 815 amino acids. The record is from RefSeq and is a predicted model, not a curated record. NCBI's taxonomy places the organism in Eukaryota, Fungi, Ascomycota, Eurotiomycetes, Eurotiales, Trichocomaceae. Gene Ontology annotation, biological process: mismatch repair. The transcript is spliced from 3 exons.
AUGCCAAUUGCAGCACUGCCACCAUCAACCGCGCAGGCAAUUGGCUCGUCGUCAAUUCUGCCCGACCCUUGCAGUGCCGUCAAGGAACUAGUAGACAACGGGCUGGACGCAGGCGCAACAUCUAUCUCCGUGGAGAUCUCUCAGAACACGCUUGACGUGAUAACAGUCAAAGACAAUGGCCACGGCAUCGCGCCGGCAGACUUCGACCAUGUGUGCAAACGGGCAUACACGAGCAAAAUCCAGACGCUGGAUGAUUUGAGGAACCUCGGUGGCCAGUCGUUGGGAUUUCGCGGUGUGGCUCUUGCAAGCGCCGCCGACAUGGCUGAUAAUCUCACCGUCACAACGAGAACGAAGCGCGAAAUCGUAGCUUCAGUGUUGAAGUAUGAUAGAAGGGGCCAGCUGGUCAGUACCGAAAAAGCAUCUCAUGCUGUCGGGACUACUGUAUGUUUGACGGGUUUUUUGAAGAAUGUCCCUGUUAGGCGCCAGACUGCAGUCAAGAAUGCUUCUAAAACCAUUACCAAGCUAAAGAAACUUCUUCAAGCCUAUGCAAUCGCGAGGCCGGUCACGCGUUUGUCUUUCAAAGUCCUACACAGCAAGAAUGAGAAGGAUAACUGGACUUACGCACCAUCAUCAACUGCAAACGUCACUGAUGCAUCUCGCAAAGUAGUCGGCGUCGAAAUCGCCGGGCAAUGUAUUUGCAAAUCCUGGCCUGAGGAUAUUGAUGAAGAAUCCAAUGCGUCAAUAAAGCUAUUCGCUUACCUCCCAAAAGCAGAUGCUGAGCCUGCAAAGGACGAUGUUCUAUUUGCAGAACGAGACGAACUUCUAAAACUGUCGGGGGAAUUUUUCAAAUCAAUUUAUGGUGAGCUUGACAGAAAUCCAGAAGUUACAGAAAAACCCUCAGCUCCUGUCAAUGGGUUCAAUCUUCUCUUACGUCAACCUGCUGCACAAGAACCGAUUUCACCCCCAUCCACUAAUCAUGUUCCUACUGUCAUAAAUAAUCCAAGACCUACUGAUGAGAUACCACAAACGAACUUGCAAAUUUCUACUCCAAGCGAGGACGUAUUAUCGGACGUUGGAAAUGACGAAACUUUAUCACAUGACAAUAGCCUGAAUCCUUGGUCUAUCACCAAGACGAAUUUCUUCAAUAGGUUGCCACAGUCGAGCAGAGCAGAUCAAUUUGUUACACCAACUAGGCAAAGUUCGGGAAGACAAACAGCUGGAAAACAUGCAGAAGCCAUCCAAUCCAGUCACUCUGAAAUUUCAAGCCCGCAUUCUCAAUUGUCUUCAGCAGAAGUUAGCCAUUCGUUGCCUCAAAGAUCCAGUUCGACCUCUGUUAGAGAAUUCCGCAGUUCCAAAGGCUUUCCAGAGGCGAGAAGACGUGAUAGAGAAAGACAUGGAAAUGGAUCUCUUGAAGCAUGGUUCAUGAAUAAUAACGGACCCACGCUACGUAUAGAGCAAGCAUCUGAUCUUAUAGAAACGGAGAGCGUUAUGCUUGAUGAUUUUGACACCGACGACCUCAUCGAGUAUUCCCCAGGAAUCGUCAGCAAACCCUUUAGAAUUCCACUACCACACGAGAAACGUGACUUUACAAAUCGUUCACGACGGCCUCUUCACUCUCCCGAUAUUGAAUCACUUGGUGUUUCAUCACCGGAAAGAGGACAAAGUUCUCCAGUCAUGGAAGAAAGGGCAUCAAGUCUUCACAGAGCUUCAGAGAUAUCCAACAGCCAAGAAACGGAGAGAGCACUCGAUUUUGAGCGCAGGAAACGCGAGGCUAACAUCGCCCAUCGACAGCAACUACAAGACCGGCAGCGGUAUUUAAAUACACCAGCGAGCAGCCAAUCUACCUCAAACUCUCCACAUCAUAACCGGUAUUUGGCGGCCAAAGCAGCUCUUUCUCAGCAUAACCAACAAAACCAACCGGUGUUAGUACAUCGGCAGAAGGGGGUAUUUUAUUCGACCGACCGAGUUCAAGAGAUUGACCCUCGCGUAUAUCUGAUGCGCCAUCAAGCCGAACACCAAAAGGAAUCUUUCAUACCACAAGCGAAUAAUGUAACAAGGCCAGCUACAGAAAGAAUACCGACAAACCGUUUACCACUAGAGAAGAUCCCCCAUGGUUUCGGUGUCCACAAUCUCGGUCUAACUCUCGAUAUACCUCGUGAUACGAGAGAUCUAGCUAAGCAAUGCAAGCAUAUGGUAGAUGUUGACUUCUAUGUUUCGGGAAGAGAGGCAGAAGAUAUAGACGUGGACUUUCACUCAUUCAACCCGCUUCAUAAUCCUCAUCUCCCGGAGAUAUGCAAGGUGUGGGAAACCAAACUAGCGAAUCUCAUCAAGGGCCAAUAUCGUCCGAAAGAUGUCGAUUUGUGUAGUGCUUCUGGUGGAUCUGACGACGCGCUACUCGAGAAUCUCGAUAUUUUCGCUGCUAUCAAUUCAAUGAAUGCAGAAAACUGA